Messenger RNA from Lolium rigidum, 1775 nucleotides. RefSeq lists its product as uncharacterized. Lineage: Eukaryota; Viridiplantae; Streptophyta; Magnoliopsida; Poales; Poaceae. The coding region runs from base 1 to 1740 and encodes 579 amino acids. The transcript has 11 exons. The record is from RefSeq and is a predicted model, not a curated record.
AUGGGGGCGACAUCCUUGUACAUUCACCUCCCUUCCUCCUCCCCAUCCGGGCAGGCCCACGCGCCCUUCAACCUCCUCCCGCAGGACUCGAAGCCGUUUAUCCAGUGUGACCCUCCAUCCCCGCAGGAUACCGCCAGCAACUCGCCGCUCGGGACUGGUCGCGGCGAGGAGAGGCCCGCACUGGAGGUGCUGCUGGGGUUCGUAGUCCUCGUCUGCAAGCUCGUGGGGCUCGACCUCGGAAGGCAAGCAACCUCUGCACCGGACGAAUCGACGUCACCUCCCUCGUCCGCCGCAUACCAGCGCGCCCCGGAGGUCCCUGCUGCUCCCCUCGGCGUGUGUGGCUCCAGCACCGUCCCAGGAUUGUCCUACGCCUCGGAGACCCACCUGCGCGGCGACGCAUGCCCAGCAGAGUGUGAGAUAUGUGGCAGUGGACAGAAUCAAGAUUGUAUGGUAAUAUGCAUUCUGUGCAAUGGCUAUCAACACCGUUAUUGCUUAAUGCUGGCGCCAUUGGAAAUGAGAGGUGGAUGGUGUUGCUCUGAAUGCCAAGAAAAGGCUAAUGGGAACCCAAAACCUAUUCAAGGUGGAAGUAAAAAUCCAAUGCUGGAUAACAAUCGCUGGAGCAUGGCCCACCAAAUUGGUGUUAAAACACCGCAGAUAUAUGAAAAUUCUAAAGUGAAAUUCAUUCCCUGUGAAGAGGCUGCACUGUUGACUAAAGAGAGGCCUGCAGCUCGUAGAAGGACAAAAUUUGUCGUGCGGCGUACACAUAGUCAGAUCCGUCCUGUAUCUCCUCCAAACAUGAAAUGCGUAUCACCAAGUAGACAGGUUCGCCCUGCAUCGCCUCCAAAUGUGAAACCAUCAUCCAGUAUGAAGUCCAUACUUCCAAGUAGACAGGUUGGUCCUUCAUCUCCUCGAAGUAUGAAACAGAAGUGUGUAUCUCCUAGUGGGAGUGAUGACCAAGUAUUAUCCUUGAGACCAUGUGUUGUCGCAAGUCAAAACCUGAUAAAAGCUGAUGAUAUAAACAGGAGACAAAAAGUACGGUCAGGGGCAACGAUUCCUAUGGUUCCACAAAAUACAAAACUAGCAGUUAAAGAAAAUGUUCAUCUGGUUCGGCCUAAGGAAGAGAAGGUAGAACAUGGAGAUAAAGGAAAAGGAAAAUCCAGGGUAGAAUGUCAGCCUAGAGAGGAAAAUGCAUUCAAUUCUUCAGUUGCUAAUAUUGGAUGCCAGUCUGGACCAAAGAGUCUGCACCACAAUAUAGACAUGCCAGUGAUCAUCAGCUCAAGUGUGGAGUAUGCACGACGCCCUCCACCACAGGCGAUCUGUUGGAGGGGAUGCAUUGUUCUUUCCAAUGGAGAAAAUCGUAAUCUUGGUGAAUUUAAAGCAUACCACCCAGCUAGAGUAUCACCCCGAGUUUUAAAUAUUGCCAAAAAUAUGUCUAAUAAUCUACAAUUGAAGAUAUUGCCUCGAAUGAAGUACUGGCCAAAGACGUUUGAACAAAUAUGUCCAGUUUAUGAUGAUGUUGCCUUAAUAUUUUUCUCUGCGGAACAUGACUGGUACGUUAUGUUGCGUCAUCAUCUCUUCGAGGCCUACUGUGGUUUUGUCAUGAAAGCAUACAUUGAUGACAUGAUGUUGUUGAUAUAUUCAUCAGAACUUCUUCCACCUGAUGCUCAGUGGAUAGACGGAGAGAACUACUUAUGGGGUGUUUUUGUGAAGCCAAAGCCAAAGAGCAAUCCUGUCACAUGACCUCUUGGUUUCCUUGGCCAUGAUCAGCAAGAGGU